AUGACCGCUACCAGAGCAAAGAAAACACUACUCGCGCUUCGCGAACCCUCCACGCCUUUUUCGGUAGUGGACCAAGGCAAAGUGGGUUGGGUAGGCAUUUCGGACGUUGUCAUUGACUGCGAAAUGGUGCUCAAAUGGAACGCAGCACUUGAGGUCGUCACUUCCGUACGUACUGUUGCUGUAGUUGGCCCCUUGGAGGAGCUCGUAGUGGGUGCUGCAGUAGAGGUCGUUUCCGAAUCUAUUGUAGUCGACAAUGCGGGUGCCUUGGAAGAGGUGGUGGUGGGAGCUGCAGUAGAGGUCGUUUCCGAAUCUAUUGUAGUCGACAAUGCGGGUGCCUUGGAAGAGGUGGUGGUGGGAGCUGCAGUAGAAGUAGUUCCUGAAUUCGUUGCGGUCGAUACUGAGGGCCCUUUGGAGGAGCUCGUGGUGGGUGCUGCAGUAGAGGUCGUUUCCGAAUCUAUUGUAGUCGACAAUGCGGGUGCCUUGGAAGAGGUGGUGGUGGGAGCUGCAGUAGAAGUAGUUCCUGGAUUUGUUGCGGUCGAUACUGAGGGCCCCUUGGAGGAGCUCGUGGUGGGUGCUGCAGUAGAGGUCGUUUCCGAACUUGUUGUAGUCGACAAUGCGGGUGCCUUGGAAGAGGUGGUGGUGGGAGCUGCAGUAGAAGUAGUUCCUGGAUUUGUUGCGGUCGAUACUGAGGGCCCCUUGGAGGAGCUCGUGGGUGUGAAGCAGAGUGGUCGUUCCGAAUCUAUUGUAGUCGACAAUGCGGGUGCCUUGGAAGAGGUGGUGGUGGGCUGCAGUAGAAGUAGUUCCUGGAUUGUUGCGGUCGAUACUGAGGGCCCCUUGGAGGAGCUCGUGGUGGGUGCUGCAGUAGAGGUCGUUUCCGAAUCUAUUGUAGUCGACAAUGCGGGUGCCUUGGAAGAGGUGGUGGUGGGAGCUGCAGUAGAGGUCGUUUCCGAAUCUAUUGUAGUCGACAAUGCGGGUGCCUUGGAAGAGGUGGUGGUGGGAGCUGCAGUAGAAAGUAGUUCCUGGAUUCGUUGCGGUCGAUACUGA
Molecule: messenger RNA, 1044 nt
Organism: Ostertagia ostertagi
Lineage: Eukaryota; Metazoa; Nematoda; Chromadorea; Rhabditida; Trichostrongylidae
Source: the annotation of a GenBank genome assembly